AAACAAAACACAGCCGGCAAAAUCGGAACGGUUUCGUGCAAAUACCAACGGUUUCAGAAGCUGGGAGAACGGCGUACAUUACCAUCUUCUGCUUUUCAUCGGAAUAGUGGUGUGAAAACGGAGCAAAAAUGAAUUCAACACCAAAACCUGGCUGUACCGCAAAACUGCCUUCGCCUGCCUUGACGGUGGUAAGCAAUACGGACGAAAGCGAGCUGAACGAUAGUACAAAGCAUGACGGUCGAAAACGGUCGUUCCCGCACGAGCGCGGUAUAUGGGCAAGCUAUGUUUUCGUUGAUUGUAGUCAUAUUGAUGGCCUACGCGGCAUACAGCAGGAGUGCAAAACCUUCCUAGAUACGGGUACAACUAUCGACUUCCGGCUUGUGGACCACCUGCACCUGAGCCUUACCAAAACCUUCACCAUCCACCACCAUAAUAUCGCAUCGCUGGUCGACAACUUACAGGAGCUGCUGACCGUGCAGAAAAAUUUCCGCCUAGAAUAUGAUGGUCUAGAAGUGUACGUGAACGAAGAGCGAACCCGCACGUUCCUUGGCGUGCGCGUUGCCCCUUCCUGCUGUGAUACGCUGGAGACACUCGUCACCAGCUUGGACGAGUGCAUGGAGCAGUAUAAAUUGCCUAAAUUCUACACGCAACGUUCUUUCCACGUGAGCAUUUUGUGGUGCUUGGACGACAGAGAGGAGGAAAUUCGUGCACAUUUGCCGGCACUGACGGAUGUAUUCGAACAGGUGUACGAAGAGGAGUACGGUGAAAUGAAUAAGCCAGUAGGAAAACUUAGUUUCAAGUGUGGCAAUAAAACGUUUUAUUUCCAGCUUGCUUGAAAAGGAAAGAAUGUGUUCGA
Molecule: messenger RNA, 856 nt
Organism: Anopheles coustani
Lineage: Eukaryota; Metazoa; Arthropoda; Insecta; Diptera; Culicidae
Product: U6 snRNA phosphodiesterase 1
Exons: 2
Coding region: 129-836 (235 amino acids)
Biological process (GO): U6 snRNA 3'-end processing
Cellular component (GO): nucleus
Molecular function (GO): 3'-5'-RNA exonuclease activity
Source: RefSeq, a predicted model, not a curated record